Molecule: messenger RNA, 1812 nt
Organism: Protomyces lactucae-debilis
Lineage: Eukaryota; Fungi; Ascomycota; Taphrinomycetes; Taphrinales; Protomycetaceae
Exons: 2
Coding region: 1-1812 (603 amino acids)
Biological process (GO): DNA repair
Source: RefSeq, a predicted model, not a curated record
AUGGCAGGCGAAGGCGAAGAGCUAAUCAGAGCAAAGGUUCAGAUCAUCUCACUUCAAGCGCAGAUUGCGGCGGUGACGGACCAGGCGCUGGGUGCGUUGCAGGAGAAUGCGGCAUUGUCGCGGAGCUAUCAUGCGCUGGAGGAACAGCUUGCAGCAAUGAAGGCGAAUAAUGCUGCCGACGAGGCGAAAACAGCAGAUCAAGCAGAGCUUUCUCGAUUACGGGCACAGGCCGCCGAACAGAGCGAGCUCAUCCAGCGUAUGCAAGCAAAGCGGCAAGUUCCUGAACAGAAACUUGGCUUGGCAACGCCAGUAUCACCUGCGUUGCCCGCCGAAGAGAGUGCGCAGUACUGGAAACGCAAGUACGAGCAAAUCGCAGAUUACAGCGAGAAGGUCAGGACACGCUUUCGGGAUCACAGAGACCGGUGGAAGGACUGGGCGGAGCAAGCAAAAGUGCAUGAGAAAGAACGUGUUGCCAAGCUGGCUCGAUGUGAGAUGGAGAUUGCAAAGCUGAAGAGAGAUGAACAACAUGCAAGUGCGGAAGUCAAACGACUACAAGCGGCAUUGACUGAAGCUGCAAGACGAAUUGCAGAUGAUUCUGCUUUGUCGCGAUGCGAUGUGACCAAGUCGCCGAUAAAGCACGCCGAGCAUUCAUCCAAGAUCUCGUCCGAGAAGCGGGAUCCUCUGACUGUUCUUCCAGUCAAUGCAACUGAGGAGAGCCAAGAAUCGCUCUCUCGCACAGCAGGCAAGCAAAUGAGCUCUGCGACUAAAUCUGCCGAUCUACCAGCACCGAGACCCGCCAUCAGGAAGGCGUCGUCAGAGGAAGAAACACAAGACAAUGGCAAACCAACGCCCGGUAAAAAUCGCAUCAUCAUCUCUCUCCCUGUCGCUAUCAAGGAUGAGCCUGCAGGAUCUCCGAUUAUUUGCUGUUCGCCCUCUACCCCUAUCAACCACGAACCUGCCCUUCCGAAUGACAUUACAGCCCACGCAAUGCAGUCUGGCACGCCGAGUAAGCACAAGCGCUCUCGAGAGCAGGUGAAACAAAGUUCUUCGACAGGAAAACGCCUCUGCGUCUCUGGUCAUGAUCAACCAAACUCAAAAGCCAUUGAUGCUCGACGGACCUCAUCAUUUGAAAUCCCAAGCAGUCCUCACAAGCAACAAGGAUUGGGUGAUGUUCGUCGCACACAAUCAUCGGGUUCGCUGGUCAACCCACAGGAAGACUCCAAGCGCGUGCCUCUCUGGCAAACACUGCCCCAAAAGCGUUCUCCAUUGCGACUCCCUCAACAGCCGAAGAAUAUUGGCCGUUAUGCAUCAGCCGCUAAACCUACGGGGCAGCUUGAUUUCAGUGACUUCGCUAUCGACGCAGAAAAGAAUGAUGGUGUCAAUUAUGCAUUUCAAGAGGCGCUGCGUGGUAAGGAUGCACGAAAACAGGCACAUGCAAAAGAUUGUCCAUGUUGCGCGGACUACUACCGUUUCGCUGGGCCAUUUCCAAGUCAAUCUGGACCUAUUUGGCGUGCGAAAGAGCCGGAUGAACCUGAGGAACCUGUCAUGAGUGAUGCUGAGAAGAUGAAGCAGCAAAUGAGUCGACAUCGAGAACGCUGGGAGAAGGAAAAGACACCAGAGUUGCAUUGGCGCGUUGACUUUCCUUCCACACAGGAAGUAGCAGAGGAGGCACGUUUGGCGGAGGAGAGGCGUGUACAGAAGCUCAAGGCAAUGGAAGAAGAAGCUUUGAGUGGCAAGGGCAGGAUUAUCUUUAGAGAGUCAAAACAGCCCCGACCUUCGUCUCGCAAGCGGGCCAGGCGUGUUCGUGAAUAG